UUUACAUUGUUCACGCAUUUAUAAGUAAUAAACACACUUUAAGUCAGAAUGAACUAAGCACAGAGUUAAUUAAUUGUGUGGACACUGACAUCAUUCAUAAAUCUACCAAACCCACAUCCUGACGUCAUGCACCGAGAUGUGAAAAAAAAUAAAAAAAAAUAUGUGACGUAGAAGCCAAGAUGGCGGCUCCCCUCUCCACGAUGAAAUUUUGGAAGCCGGGCUCCGAGGCUCCGGGGAUCUCAGAGGAGCGGGAGCUCAACUCGGAGACCACCGGCUCCCCCAUCAUCUUCAACCCCCACACCGCCCUCUCCAUAGAGAAACAGCGACAGAAACUCCCAGUUUUCAAGCACAGAAACAACAUCUUAUACUUGGUGGAAAGCUUUCAGACUGUGAUAAUAGUGGGUGAGACGGGAUGUGGGAAGACGACACAGAUACCUCAGUACCUGCUGGAGGCCGGCUGGGCGGCCGAGGGGAAAGUGAUCGGAGUGACCCAACCUCGCCGCGUGGCUGCUAUCUCUGUAGCUAACCGCGUUGCAGAGGAGCGAGGGGCCUUGCUGGGACACGAGGUGGGCUACACCAUCCGAUUUGACGACUGCUCCGACCCCCACGCCACGAGGAUCAAGUUUCUAACAGAUGGCAUGCUGGUGCGAGAGAUGAUGGCUGAUCCUCUUCUGAAAAAAUACAGUGUGUUGAUGCUGGACGAAGCACACGAGAGGACCCUGUACACAGACAUCGCUAUCGGCCUGCUAAAGAAGAUUCAGAAGAAGCGGCGGGACCUGAGGGUGAUUGUCGCCUCCGCCACUCUUGAUGCCAAGAAAUUCCACGACUUCUUCAACCUGAAUGAGUCCGGAGAUCCGAACAAGGACACGUGUGCAAUUCUGACCGUAGAGGGACGCACCUAUCCAGUGGACAUCUUCUACACAGUCAGUCCCGUCCCAGAUUACGUGAAGGCCACGGUGGAGACGGUGCUAAAGAUCCACGAGACGGAGGACGACGGGGACGUCCUGGCUUUUCUCACUGGGCAGGAGGAGGUGGAGAAGGUGGUGUCUCUUCUGCAGGACCAGGCCAGGACUCUGUCCCGGUAUGGCAUGAAGAAGCACCUGAGGAUUUUGCCCAUGUACUCAGGUCUUCCUUAUGCUGACCAGAUGAAGGUGUUUGAGAGGGCGCCGUCUUCUGUCCGCAAGAUCGUGGUGGCCACUAACAUAGCCGAGACCUCCAUCACCAUAAACGGGAUCUUAUUCGUCAUCGACUGCGCGUUUGUGAAGCUGCGAGCCUAUAACCCUCGCACUGCCAUCGAGUCGCUGGUGGUCACCCCCAUCUCCAAGGCCUCGGCCAGCCAGAGGGCCGGGAGGGCCGGACGAAACCGACCUGGGAAAUGCUUCAGGCUGUACACAGAGGAGGACUUUGAGAAACUGCCUGCCUCCACCGUGCCAGAGAUGCAGCGCACCAAUUUGGCUCCCGUCAUCCUGCAGCUCAAAGCGUUAGGCAUCGACAACGUGCUGCGGUUCAGCUUCCUCUCUCCUCCUCCUGCUCAGACUAUGGUCCAGGCUCUGGAACUCCUUUAUGCUCUGGGAGGUCUGGAUCAUUACGGCCGCUUGACUGACCCCAUGGGAGUGCGGAUGGCCGAGUUUCCUCUCAGCCCCAUGUUCGCUAAGAUGCUACUAGAGUCAGGAAACUUCGGCUGCUCCAAGGAGAUUGUUACCAUAGCAGCGAUGAUGCAGAUUCAGAAUAUAUUCAGCGUGCCGCCCAAUCAGAAGAAAGCUGCCGCCCGGGAGCACCGUAAAUUUGCAGUUGCCGAGGGAGACCACCUCACAAUGCUGAACGUGUAUGAAGCAUUCAUUAAGCACCAGAAGAGCUCCCAGUGGUGUCAGGAACAUUUUCUCAAUUACAAGGGUCUGCUGCGGGCCGUGACUGUACGGGAGCAGCUUCGGCGCCUCAUGAACAAGUUUAAAGUGCCACGGACUUCCAGCGAAGGUGACCCAGAUGUGAUCUUGAAGUGCAUCGUGUCUGGAUUCUUCUCCAAUGCGGCUCGUAUUCACCAUUCUGGCUCCUACAGGACUUUACGAGACGACCGUGAGCUUCACAUCCACCCCAAUUCUGUUCUGUUUGGAGAGAAACCUCCAAAGUGGGUUGUCUUCAAUGAAGUGGUGCAGACGUCAAAGUACUACAUGCGUGAUGUGACUGCUGUUGAGUCUUCCUGGCUGGUUGAGUUGGCUCCUCACUUCUACAAGCAAGCCAAGCACGGUUCACUGGCCAGCAAGAGAUCCAGGGUCCUCUAAACCUCAUCGUCAUUUCACACCACUCAGACAGGAAGACUAAUUUGCCACUGUGCCCCUUCCCACUUCACUGUAUAUAAAGAUGUAAUGUAUAUAUAUAUAUUGUCCAUGUCCACAUGCACAACCGUCUCUGCACUAUGUGGCCAUGCUACAAUGGCAUUAAACGGUCUAUUUUUAGUGUUGAUGUUAACACACGUAACUGUGUUGGAGUUUAUAUUUGAUCUGUGAGAGUAAAUGGUGAUGAAUGUGAGAUGACGAGUCCAGGCUGUGCCUGACUAGAGUCCAUUCCAGCAUGGUCACGUAGUUUAUUCAUAGGUGUAUAUAGUCGGAGCAGGCUCAGGUUCAGGGAACGGCCACUGGUCUUUCCACACCUGGUUCUAGGCUUUGUUAUUUUUUUAAAGUGCUGUAUUUCUUCCUGUUGCAGGUACAUAAUGAAAGACAAUAGACUGUGAGGAUGUUACCUUAUGACAGAUUCAGAUUUAUUUUUCUUAAUUUGCUCCCCUCUUAAACUGGGUGCCUUUUUAUGUUUUAAUUGGUUCACUUCAAAUUUAUUUUCAACGUCUUACAGUUCAUGGACCUUCACACAGAAUGUAGCGAGAGGUAUAUAUUUUCAGGAAUUCACUGUAAAACAUUUAUUUUUUUUUCCUCAGUCAGUCAACCUCAGAUCUUCUAAUAUUGAUACUGUGAAGAGAUUGUUUGGAUCGUAAUUUUACACCUCAUUUCCACCUACAGUACAGUACGGUAUAGCUUAGACAUAGUGGCCUUGUCACCACUUUGUGCCAAUUUCUUUCAUCAGCCUUUUUCACGUUUUGUUCUCAGAUGGAAUGUGCGAAACUCUCCCAAACAUUGUAAAACACAAAAGCUGUGAAAUUAAAACUAAAAGUGAAGUGCCAUAUUUUUUGCUGUGAUGACCUGAAGUGCAUCCGGAGGUGCGUCCGAAGCCUCAAACGAACAGUAGCAUUUGCCUGAUUUCACUGGCGGUCAUGAUACUUGCCUUUCCUCUCAUGAGUCUCAUGUGGCUCUUGGUUUUCGCUCAGCCAUCAACAACCACCAGGUGUUUAGUAAAAUGGCCAGUUACCGUAUUCAUGAUUUACAUUCUAUGUUUUCUGCACGUUUUUAUACAUUUAUGUUUUUAUUUGUACUUCAAGGUUUUAUUUUCCUUCAGAGUACCUGGCCCUGAAAGCUUUAGUGAGCAGUUUAAAUAAAGAUUUGUAAUUUUACUCUGCUGGGAUGUACUUUCAAACCAAAUUUUGUUUCAGACUGCAUGUUUUUUUUUGUUUGUUUUUCUGCAGAACUUGUCCUUGAGGUUAGGACUGUAGCUCGAGUAAAUCUGUAAUCAAACCGCAGUACAAGACAGUAGAUAGAUAACACAAAUUAAAACUCUAAUUAGAUGGAAACACAAGUGUACCUUUGCAUGUGAAAUGGUACUCUGACGUAGACACUUAAGAUCACCUCGUAGACUUGUUGCAGUUAAUAUAUGCGAGACACUCUUAUUUGUGUAGAGUAUGUAUGCAGCCAAAGCAGUAAUCCGUAGACCUGUGUAACUGCUGACCUCUGAGAUAAAAAACUGUCACCUGCCAUUCUUCCUCACACGGUCAAAUAAAGCCUUAUUGUCAUACACUUAA
Molecule: messenger RNA, 3901 nt
Organism: Mugil cephalus (flathead mullet)
Lineage: Eukaryota; Metazoa; Chordata; Actinopteri; Mugiliformes; Mugilidae
Gene: dhx35
Product: DEAH-box helicase 35
Exons: 21
Coding region: 180-2279 (699 amino acids)
Cellular component (GO): catalytic step 2 spliceosome; intracellular anatomical structure
Molecular function (GO): ATP binding; RNA binding
Source: RefSeq, a predicted model, not a curated record